Cooperia oncophora is the source of this 471-nucleotide messenger RNA. The record is from the annotation of a GenBank genome assembly. NCBI's taxonomy places the organism in Eukaryota, Metazoa, Nematoda, Chromadorea, Rhabditida, Trichostrongylidae.
AUGGCAAAUGUUUUAUUGGACGACUAUCGUGCACUUCGAGCCUGUUUUCUCUACGAAUUUCUUCAAGGCCACAAAGCAGCGGACGCCCACCGAAAUAUAUGUAAAGUGGUAGGUAAAGGUGCCCUGCAGUACGAAGUCGUGAAGUUCUGGUUUCGUCGCUUCAAAAGCGGCGAUUAUACGCUUGAAAACCGAAAGCCUAAGCCAACUCGUCGUCGCGUGGAUUCCGACGACGAUGAUGAGCAGGAGCUGACAGAUGCACCUUCGGCGACCGUCUCUGUAGUGAAGGAAGAAGUACUGCCAAUUGUGCAAAGCUGUGAUUCAAUCAGUUUACCUGCUGCAGCUUCUGGAAAUAAUUGUGCUGAGUAUCCGACGAAGGAUGACGCGAUGGAGGUAGAAGCUGCGCCAAGUCUUCUAGUGCGUGAAAAUGAUGGUACACAAAAUCCAACACCUUCGCAGAUUCUUGAUCGCUGA